GGACACUUCCGCAGGCGGUGCUUCCGGGUCGCGGCGCGGCCCAGCGCUCACCGGUCUGCGGCAUCCUCCGGACCCGGAAGCGGCUGUCCCGGCCCGCCGGCGGCGGAGGUAGGCGGCGCCCGGCCCGGCCCCGCUGAGCGGCUCGGCGGGUGAAGCCUGUACAUAUGUCCAUGAAACAAGAUGGAAAGAAGAUAGUAUAGUGAAGUGUUGGACUGGUGUUGGAUGGACAGAAUGGCUUUCCUGGACAACCCUACAAUUAUACUUGCUCAUAUUCGGCAGUCACACGUGACCAGUGAUGACACAGGGAUGUGUGAAAUGGUCCUGAUAGAUCACGAUGUUGACCUGGAGAAAUUCAAUCCCUCGUCAGCAUACGGGGACAGUGGUUCAGAAACACAGGGAAGCAAUGGUGAGACUCAGGGCUAUGUAUAUUCCCAAUCAGUCGAUAUUACCUCAAGCUGGGACUUUGGAAUCAGAAGACGAUCAAACACAGCUCAGAGACUAGAACGUCUGCGGAAAGAGAGACAAAAUCAAAUAAAAUGCAAAAACGUUCAGUGGAAAGACAGAAAUACUUCUUAUUCAGCAGAGGAGCUGAGCUCGCUAUUUGAGAAAAAGAAUUUCCGAGUGAAAUCUCCGUGUUCUGGGAAGCAGUCAAUCCUGUCUGUGCGACUGGAGCAGUGUCCGCUGCAGCUGAAUAACCCCUUCAACGAGUACUCAAAGUUUGACGGCAAGGGUCAUGUUGGUACAACGGCAACCAAAAAAAUUGAUGUCUACCUCCCACUGCACACAAGCCAAGACAAACUACAGCCCAUGACAGUUGUGACGAUAGCAAAUGCCAAGGUGCAUGACCUGAUUGGACUAAUAUGCUGGCAAUAUACAAGUGAGGGACGGGAACCAAAACUGAACGACAAUGUCAAUGCCUACUGCCUCCAUAUUGCCGAGGAUGACGGCGAGGUUGACACAGAUUUUCCACCCUUGGAUUCCAAUGAGCCCAUUCACAAGUUUGGCUUCAGCACUCUGGCACUGGUUGAAAAGUACUCUUCCCCUGGCCUGGCAGCCAAACAGUCGCUCUUUGUGCGCAUAAAUGCUGCUCAUGGAUUCUCACUUAUUCAGGUGGACAGUAUGAAGGUCACCAUGAAGGAUAUCUUACAAAAGGCCUUAAAGAGAAGGAAGGGAUCACAGAGAGGCUCAGGAAGACUUUGAGUUGGACCAAGGGAAGCACAGAUGAAGUGCAGAGUGCCUUAUGUUCAGACACCACAGCACGGCUGAGCCUGGGUCUGACAGCAUCCCACAAUGUGCAGCAGGCAAGUUGAUCUUAUCAGGCUUUUUAUAUCUGCACUAAAGCCCGCAUUCAAUAUUUUCUGUAAAAUAUGCUUGCAUGGCUUACAAUGUUAAGAACAUAAGAAAGAUGAUGACUUCAUUCUUGAUACUUUGUGUAUCUUGAUGCCAUGGUGAUUCUCAAGUCAAAUACGUGCGGGAACGACAUACACACUUGAAAGUUAUCUUCCUCGCCUUUGAGCUAUCUCAUUCCCUUUGCUCUUCAGCAGAUACAUUCUGUGGGAUGCCAGUUGCCUUUUCCUCUAGAGCUUGACUGAAUGGACUAUUAAUACUAAUAUAAAGUAAAUAAGAAUACAGAGGGAAUGUGUACAGAGGCUUUGUUUUCAAACAAAUUAGGCAUUGAUGUCAGUAUACGAAAACCGAAUGUGCUUUGAAGGAAAUUAGAGACAAAAGUAAACAGUGUAAAAUGCUGAAAUGUUAGAAUGAUCCCGCCUGUUUCUGGUCCAUGUCAGCCUCUCUUCAUCUGGAAUUUCUUGUGAACAGAGAAGCCUUGUCUGAUUAAUCUUGUCUGAUUUUAAGGAGGAAUUCUUUGCAGGGUGAACAUGCUACCGAUGGUUAUUUAAUAGCUGCUUCAGACUGCGAACGUCCAUGGCCCAGAAACACUCAGUCCUUUUAAGAACAAAAUGCUAUACAAGUUUAAUUGUUAUAAACAAUACCUUCUGCCAACAUUUCUCAGACAUGACCUGUAUUUUCCAUAGGUUAGAGUGAGUUAUUAACUUAGUAUUCUGUUCAGCUUGGAGAAAGACUAAUACUUUUCCUAUAAAUGAAAACAGCUGCUUUACAAUAACAUUCAAGUCCCUAACAGCUGUCAACCAGUGCUUUUUGCAUUCUUUAAAAUGUGUAAAGUGACCAAAAAUAGUCUGAAAUAAUCUUACUAGUCUGGAUACAUGUAUUAUCUCACUGCCACAGGAAGCUGAAUAAUAUGGAGAGGGAGAAAUCCAAGGAACAGGAAUAGGACCCAAAAAUAAGUCUCCAUAUCAUGUUUUUGUUUCUACGACAGAAUCAAAGCUGCACAGGCCACUUAAAAUAAUCUGUUCCUCCACCAGGUAACGCAGAGCAGAAUCUCUUACAAAAGCAUGUUUUGUAAUGGUGUAUUAUUCCUGAGUUUUGGAUUUGUUCGCACAGAGCUGUUAAGUUAUCCCUUAGAACUUGCAGAACGGAAGCUCAAAAUAAAGAGCUGCAUGAGGCUCAUCUUCCAUUCGGAAAGCAGCCAGGACACAGAGAUCUGAGUUUUGUUUGAAAAUUCAUUUUCCAACAAAACAGUCUCAGCACCACUUUUAACUUCAAAUCCCUUAAACAGGCUUUCUGAAGCUGUUUAUAAACACGUUUUACCCAAAACUUACAUAGGACAAAAGCACAAACAGCACUGCAAAGAUGCUCCUUGAGUGAAAACCCACUUACUGUCAAGCACCCCGCCAGGCCCACGGGAAAUCAUGCGGAUGCUGCAAUGCUGACGGUUUUCAUUUAAACCUGUCCCACAGUUUUCCUGUUCCUGGAGUAUCUCAGCAGAUAUGUUUGUAAAUACUUGGUCUUGCUGCUGUGGUGCUGGAUUUCAUUUGUCUUGCU
This is a messenger RNA of Neopsephotus bourkii (Bourke's parrot), 2901 nucleotides long. It is a transcript of the gene MAPKAP1, whose product is annotated as MAPK associated protein 1. The transcript is spliced from 8 exons. Gene Ontology annotation, molecular function: phosphatidylinositol-4,5-bisphosphate binding. The record is from RefSeq and is a predicted model, not a curated record. Bases 223 to 1200 code for a protein of 325 amino acids. Gene Ontology annotation, biological process: TORC2 signaling. NCBI's taxonomy places the organism in Eukaryota, Metazoa, Chordata, Aves, Psittaciformes, Psittacidae. Gene Ontology annotation, cellular component: cytoplasm; TORC2 complex; plasma membrane.